Closterium sp. NIES-67 is the source of this 1059-nucleotide messenger RNA. The record is from the annotation of a GenBank genome assembly. NCBI's taxonomy places the organism in Eukaryota, Viridiplantae, Streptophyta, Zygnematophyceae, Desmidiales, Closteriaceae.
CAUAACGCAUGGGCUUCUACCGCGUUCAGGGACAUUUCGCGCGAUGCUUCCAGCAGUUCACAUACCUCUCCCUUGCACGCUAGACUGGAUCAGAGACGACGAACGUACUUCCGCUCCGCACGGCUCACUGCCUCGAAUAUUCUCCUCGUUCGUUCUCGCCACCAUCCGCAUUGACACCAGCGGCCCUCCCGUGAUCCCUGCUUCGAGCGACCUCCUACCUCCCUCCUCCUUCCUCCUUCCUCCUGAUUCGUGCCCGGCCAAGCAAACGGAAUCCAUGGCGGGAACAUACGCUGGUGAUGCGCCUCGGCGCAAGAACCAGAAAGGACAGGCGCAGAGCGCGCAAGUAUGGCGGAACAUGAACGACGGGAAAUGGGGGACACGUGGCGAAUGGUGGGCGGUGGUUCAGCUCAUCCCGUUCGCCCUCGUUCUCUACCCUCCUCCGUCUCUCCUCCCCGCCUUCCUUCCCGCCUCAUUCUGCGCUUCCCCCUCUCCCAAUGCGGCCUCGCUGGGGCUCCUCUCCUUCGACGCCAUACGCGUUACUGGCGUUUUGCUCGCUAUAAGCUCCUGCGUCUUCUUCGUAUCCGCGCUAAAAGACCUUGGAGAGAGCUUGACACCUUUCCCGAAGCCCGCAGCCGCAGCAACUCUUCAGACAGGAGGCUUGUACUCGAUUGUGCGUCAUCCAAUAUACGCUGGAGCUAUUUUCUUUGGUGCUGGGCUGACACUGGCAACAUGCAGCAGCGAUAGGUUGGUGUACACUGUACUUUUGGCUAUGUUUUUGGACAGAAAGGCGAGUGUAGAGGAGGUAUGGCUCAAAGAGAAAUUUGGACAGCCAUACGUAGGAUACAGUAGCCGGGUGAAGAAGCUGAUCCCUUUGGUCUACUAGUGGGGAAUAUGACACAGAGGAGAUGAUCUGGCAACUUGGCAAGAGGAAUGCUGCUGAUGUGCCUUGAUAACCAGUUCCAGGCAUGCUGGUACAUGGUUUAUAGCAUACGGUAAUAAUGCAGGCCCGCUGGCAUUGGCCUACUUGUUAAGCUAGGAAAAACUAAGCGGCCAUAGUAU